Bradysia coprophila is the source of this 1521-nucleotide messenger RNA. RefSeq lists its product as uncharacterized. NCBI's taxonomy places the organism in Eukaryota, Metazoa, Arthropoda, Insecta, Diptera, Sciaridae. Gene Ontology annotation, cellular component: nucleus. The record is from RefSeq and is a predicted model, not a curated record. Gene Ontology annotation, molecular function: RNA polymerase II cis-regulatory region sequence-specific DNA binding; DNA-binding transcription factor activity, RNA polymerase II-specific; zinc ion binding. Gene Ontology annotation, biological process: regulation of transcription by RNA polymerase II.
CUACGUAUCGUAUGACAGCUGAGUAGACUGAUGCAUAAAAUUAUAACUUUUUUUUUGUAAACAACAAUCAAAAUCAUGUCCGACUCAAUAGACAUAGAGUCGUACUGUCGCGUAUGCCUACAGCAAAAUGAAACAAAUUUAUCCAUUUACGAUGAGGUUCAGGAGUUCAGCAUGAGCAUCUGUGAUUUGUUAAUAUUUUACGGUGAAAUGACGAUAAACGACAAGGACGUUUAUCCGAAAAUAAUUUGCGAUGAAUGCUUAAGGGAGCUGCUGGUUGUUACCAAAUUCAAAGAAAAAGUCAAACUCGCCGAGCACACAUUAGGCCAGUUGAUCACAGCGGACGACAGGACCAGCAAUUGUGACGAGGUGAUUAUAGAAGAGACGGAAGACAGCGAGAUCGAUGGAUACGUCACGAUCAAAAGAGAGAGCGAAGCCUAUGUACCAGAGGAAGAAGUAGUAAACACCGGGUCAUACGAAGAGGUGGAAUUUCUGGAUUUGAAUGGACCGACGGAAACGCUAAACACUGUGCAAUAUGUAACCGUUGGUAAAUGCGACGAUGAAUUCAUCGAUGAAAUUAUCGAGGAAUGCAGUGUAGACGAUAGUGACAUUGUGGAAACGAUUGUCAGUGAUACAACAGAUACUAUCAAUAGAAGUGCCGUGAAGCAGAAAUCGCCAUCGAAACAAACGCCACAGCAUCUGAGUCCGAGUGAUUCGAAAGUAAUCAUCAACUUCAAUUGUGCCUUCUGCGGAGCAGGUUUUAUGCAUUCGAGUAAUCUAAAGAAACACAUGCUGACGCACCGCUCGGAGACAUUCGAUCUGCAUGCAACCGAUCUGAAUGACCAAAUGAAAGUCGAAGAACCAGCCGAACCACAGAUCGUGACGGGGAAAAUUUCAAAGAAAAACAUCGUCAAGCCGCAUAAAUGCGAGCUAUGUGACCGGGCGUUCGUUUCUAGAUCGUUGCUCUCUUCACACAACAGGACUCAUACUGGCGAGAGACCUUUUGCCUGCAACCAAUGCGAAAAGAAUUUUGCUACACAAGGCGGACUGGAUUUGCAUACGAGGCGGCAUUUGGGACUGAAAAAUUACGUGUGCAACAUCUGUGAUCGUCGAUUCGUAGAAAGUUCCAAUUUGAAAGUUCACAUGCGAACACAUACAGGGGAACGACCUCAUCGCUGUAAUCGUUGUAAUCGUAGCUUUUCUCGAGUAUUUCUCCUGCAAAUUCACCAAAGAACGCAUACGGGUGAACGACCGCAUCAGUGCCCGAUUUGUUUUAAAGGAUUUGCCCAACAAGGCGAUCUAUCCGCCCAUAGACGCAUACAUUCAGGAGAACGACCGCAUCAGUGUGGGAUUUGUUUCAAAGGGUUCAUCAAGAGCAGUGCAUUAACAUCACACAUGAAGCGGCACACGGAUAAAACAGUCUACGAUUCCAGCAAUACGAGUAUGACAAUCGUCAAAUAAAUUGAAAUGGAGUUUUGUUUGAAUCGUGUCUUUGCUACGGGAAAAUAAAUUAUUUUACACACC